This is a messenger RNA of Drosophila navojoa, 410 nucleotides long. RefSeq lists its product as uncharacterized. The record is from RefSeq and is a predicted model, not a curated record. NCBI's taxonomy places the organism in Eukaryota, Metazoa, Arthropoda, Insecta, Diptera, Drosophilidae.
AUGCAGACCGUUAAGAGCAUUCUACUUCUGAGCUGUCUCCUGGUCUUGGGGACAAAUGUGAAGGGGUUUACUGUUGAGGAUGUACUUGAAUGUGGGCAGAUUUCGAUUGAAGGGCUUUCUCAACUUGCCAGCGUGGCUAUACCGGCACUGAAGGAAUCGGCGGCGUGUGUUAACUUUAUGCCGAAAAAGUUACGUGAUCUGGACCUUGAAUAUGCGCCGCUGCUUGGCUACCAGUUUCUUCUAAAAUUCACUGGUAGUAAAAAGUGCGUGACUGCUCUGAUCGCAAGGGUAGAGGCUGUUGCAAAGCCAGCCUUAAAGAAUUUGGAGGACAAAAAAUGUUUUCCAUAUAAUAAGUAGAGGAAUUUAAUAACGUUUAAUCCUUAUACAAAAAACAAUCUGAAAGCCUCUAA